Messenger RNA from Aspergillus vadensis CBS 113365, 864 nucleotides. Its product is annotated as acetyl-CoA synthetase-like protein. Gene Ontology annotation, biological process: amino acid activation for nonribosomal peptide biosynthetic process; secondary metabolite biosynthetic process. Bases 1 to 864 code for a protein of 287 amino acids. Lineage: Eukaryota; Fungi; Ascomycota; Eurotiomycetes; Eurotiales; Aspergillaceae. Gene Ontology annotation, molecular function: phosphopantetheine binding. Gene Ontology annotation, cellular component: cytoplasm. The transcript is spliced from 4 exons. The record is from RefSeq and is a predicted model, not a curated record.
AUGGACAUUGUCGCGCUCCAUGCACCAUUACUCGUCCCUGCGUCCGAAUUGAUUGGCCUCGAACAAGCUCUGGUGGUGAAGGUUCAGCCAACUUGUGGUAGUGACCCCAAUUCUAUGGCCCUGAAUUUGGCUGCAAUAGGAGACAUCGCACGACAUAGUUUCUACGGAUCUCUGCAUUACGUGGUCCCUAAGGUUUCACAAAUCAAGUUACAAGGGCAGCGGAUCGAGCACGCCGAGGUGGAAUAUCACUUUGACGAUGUUGAUACCGGCACCCUCGUUGCCAAUUCUGGCACCAUUGACGCCCUGUAUAUGGGCCGGGUACAGCGCAUGCAGUCAAGGCAGCCACCCACAGCUUCGGCAAAUAUUUGGGUAUACGAAAGCAUCAGAUUCGCGCAAGAUAUCCUUGCCCAUGAAGUUAAGCUGGAGGACCCGAUUUUGGUAUGCUUGGAAAGGAGCCGCUGGGUUCCGCUGGCUAUCCUGGCAAUCUGGAAAGCUGGGCUAUGUCUAGUCCUUCAGGAUCCCACCCAUCCAGCUACUCGGUUGCGAUUUAUUGCAAAUGAAUCUUCCACAUCAAUGAAAAUUGCAAAUGAAGGUACCCACUUCAAAGCAAGCAUCCUGUGCUCGACAGUAUUGCAAAUCAACGAUGACCGCCUGUGGACUCAAAAUGUUAACUUCUCGCUGGCUGAGACGGUUCAUGUUGGGGGAAACAGCGCCGCGUACAUUUUCUUCACAUCUGGCUCGACUAGAAUACCCCAAGGGGCUGUUGUUGAGCACGCUUCCCUUUCCGUUUCGUGGGAGACCUUCGCUACUCUACUCCAGCCACGGCCGAUAUCGCGUGUUCUACAGUUUGCCUAUCACGCCUGA